Molecule: messenger RNA, 988 nt
Organism: Alnus glutinosa
Lineage: Eukaryota; Viridiplantae; Streptophyta; Magnoliopsida; Fagales; Betulaceae
Exons: 1
Coding region: 205-819 (204 amino acids)
Source: RefSeq, a predicted model, not a curated record
UUCUCGGCAUCUCCAUCAGAUCCGCACCCCAAGUGGUCUGAUCCAACGGCACCUAUUAAUACUCACCUUCUCUCACCUCCCCCAUAAAUCAUAUGCCCAGGCCUCCUCGUAUUCAUUCACCACUGCCCCAGCCCCAGCCCCACGCCCCACAAAACCAAAACAAAAGCAGAGGUUGGAGAACCCAACGGGUUUUUUUGAUCGGCAAUGGACUUGUUGGAUUCUCCUCUGGAAGCCCUCGCUCUCAAUUAUUUGAGCGUUGGGUUCCUCACAGUAGUCAAUAAUCUAUGGACGUGGGUCGCGGUUAUAACGGCCGCCGUUAGCUUCUGGAGGAUCAGAGCCGCCGGUGGUACUGGCCCCACUUGCCUGAAAUCCGACGUCUCUCCACCGCUUCCUCGCAAUGAUCAAGGCUCAAGCGGGUCUCAGCCGGUGCCCGGGAUAUCGGUCCCUGACGUCUCGGCUGACGAGCCACCAGCACCAGCCCCAGCUUCGGCAAUGGUGUUUGGCGACGUUAAAGUUGAUGACGGAGUAACUAAGGGCACGAAGUUUGUUGCUGUAUAUUACGGUGAGGAUGACGGCCGGGAAGGUGAUGGCGAGUUGACGGCAGCGAAUGAGUGGGAGGAGAACGGUGACGAUGACGGCGUUGAGGGUUGUGGGGUGUGGUGGGAGAGCUGGGAGAGAAUGUUGAGGACGAGAACGGGGGAGAUUGGGUGGUACAGGUACCAGGACUUGACGGUGCUUAACGGCAACGUCGUCAGAUUGUGGGACAGUAGUACCUGUACCAGGAGUUUAAGGUACAGCUCAAGCUGUGUUGCGUGGUAGUUGGAUUAGUAAUUAUUUAUUUAAUUAGGGGGGGGGGGGGGGGGGGGUUUGGUUUUGGAGUUUAUGAAAUUGUAUAUAUAUUUAAUGUGUAUGUAUUCUGUUGGUUGCAACAACCAAUCAUUCCAACCGUAAAUGCAAUGUUUUUUUGUUGCACCUUCUUUUCUCUCUC